AUCUAUGUGAAGCAGCAGGACCGCAUUGGCGGCCACUCCCGGGAUCUGCAAGUGGCCAAGAUGAGCUUGAUCGACCUGGCAGGCUCAGAGCGAGCUUCGGUCGCCAACACCAAGGGAGAGCGGCUCCGGGAGGGAGCCAACAUCAACCGCUCGCUGCUGGCCCUCAUCAACGUCAUCAACGCGCUGGCUGACGCGAAGAGCAAGAAAACCCACGUCCCGUACAGGGACAGCAAGCUCACGCGCUUGCUGAAGGACUCCAGGUGCCGCACCGUCAUGGUGGCUGCGGUGAGUCCCUCCGCGCUGGCCUACGAGGACACCUACAACACCCUCAAGUAUGCCAGCCGGGCCAAGGAGAUCAAGCUGUCGCUGAAGAGCAACGUGAUCAGCUAUGACGGCCACGUUAGUAAAUACUGCGAGACCUGCGAGCGGCUGAAAGCGGAGGUGGCAGCUCUGCGGGUGAAGCUUCGUGCCUGCAAGGACGCUGCCCGGGAGUCGCAGAACCAGGCGCCGGCGCUGCCAGUUCCCCUGAGCUCCAGCGCAGUGGGGCUGCCCAGGUUGGAGGAAGCUGUCCCAAAGACAGGCUCGGCCCUGGAUGGUCAGAGGGAGAGUGAUGGAGAGCAGCUGGAGCUGGAAGCUGGAUUGCCUGUCCAGAUGCAGAUGGAGUUGGAGGAGGAGGUGAGAGAAAGGCUGAGCUACCGAGUGUCUGAAGCCCAGCAAAAAGUCCGUGGAUGCCAUUUGGUCCCUUGUAACCAACAGGUGAACAUAAAACUCGCAGCUCAGGUUCUCCAGCUGAUGGCCACCAUCCUGAGUGUUGUCCGGCAGCAGUAUUCCCUCCUGAAGGCUGCCAACCUCCUGACUCCUGCCAUGGUCUCUGAAUAUGAGGAACUGGAGCGCCUGGUCCGGCAGGAGACUGGUGGGAGCCUGGAGCAAGCCGUGGCUCCGAAGAGACCUGCGGGGGUCAGCGGGGCCACCCCAGCCGGGAGAGCACAGCAGGGCUGUGACGCAGAGGCAUCUGUCGCCGUGCCCAGCGCCCCUGGGACGAGCACCGCCCCGCAGUGCUUGCAGCAGCUCACUCCGCUUUCCCACUCCACCCUGGCGGCUCCCAGCCCGAUGAAGAAGAGGAGGAAACUGGAGACGACACGCGCUGCUCGGCUGGGAACUCCCCGCAGCCUCAGAGCACAAAUGAAACGCCAGCGGAGACGUGGGAAAGCAGCAGAGGCUCCCGGGACACCGCAGACCUCGAGCACCCCCUGUCUCAAAGCAGCACCUCAGGCACCCCCUGUCUCCCCGGUGCCAUCGUCCAGCACCCCCAAAACCUGCCCACUGACACUCCUCAAAAGCCCUGUGCCACUGGCCUUGCUGGCUGCCCAGAACACCAGCACCCUGCCUGCCGCCCCCGUCCACGCCCUGAAUGUGACUUUUGAGGUCUGCCAGGUCACCAGCCCGUGCGACGUGAUCGACCCAGCUGCCUACAUCGAGCCUGAAGUCCCCGUCUGGGACAAUGUCCAGGGCAUCCUAAACAAGCAGGAUGGCCCCUUCAUACCCAAAACCUGCAUCCCGGUGUUUGCUGCGAGGGGUUCCUCCACCCCCAAGCCCUUCUCCAGCUCCCAAGCACCCGUGCAGAAGCGGAAGCAAGCGGAGAGCGCUGCUCUCCCCUCCCUGGGUGGGCCCCAGAGCCGCGUUGCCCAAGUCCCGAGCAGCAGCCGGAGACCCGUGCGGCCCUCCCGCAUCCCAG
Messenger RNA from Leptosomus discolor (cuckoo roller), 1735 nucleotides. NCBI's taxonomy places the organism in Eukaryota, Metazoa, Chordata, Aves, Leptosomiformes, Leptosomidae. The record is from RefSeq and is a predicted model, not a curated record.